This is a messenger RNA of Cygnus olor (mute swan), 12322 nucleotides long. RefSeq names its product plexin A2 (gene PLXNA2). Lineage: Eukaryota; Metazoa; Chordata; Aves; Anseriformes; Anatidae. Gene Ontology annotation, molecular function: protein binding; semaphorin receptor activity. The transcript is spliced from 32 exons. The coding region runs from base 558 to 6245 and encodes 1895 amino acids. Gene Ontology annotation, biological process: regulation of cell shape; positive regulation of axonogenesis; regulation of cell migration. Gene Ontology annotation, cellular component: semaphorin receptor complex. The record is from RefSeq and is a predicted model, not a curated record.
GCUGACAUCCUCAAGCACAGGGGACCUGGAGGGGGUCUCUGCCUCCCUGACAAACCCCUUGGCUCCCCUGUGGCAGUGGGGAUCAAGUGACAGGGAUGCUGAGCCGCCCGGAGCCGUACCUGCCAUGUGCAGUUUCAGGGGGGUCCGGGGGUCUGGUGGAGCCUCCUGCCCUGGCUGUCUGGGGCUGCUGCAUGCUGUUCUCAGUGCAACGGUGGCUUCCCAGGCUGGAAUGUCCCUUGCAGCCCUUUUCCUGCUCCGACACGAUUUCCCCGCUUCAUAAAAGUGAAAGGUGAUGUCUGAGUAAAUAUUACACUGACCUCUCACCUCACCGCCUCCUGCUGCCGCUGCUCCUCUCUGUGCUCGUUAACAGAGCUGGGGGCUGAGUCGGGGCUGCGCAGCUGGGGAGGGGGCUCAGUGCCGAGGCAGGAGCUGGUGAGGAAGGGCAGCCUCCUUCCUGGCUGCCACCGAGCCCGAGCCUCCUCUGAGUGCGAACCAUGUGAGGGACGUUGCUGGGGCACAGGACACGCGCGGGGAACACGAGGUUUGCCUUUCCCAGGAUGGAUCAGAGGAAGAACUGGCCUCGGGUACCGGACUCCGAUGGCUGGUCGGUGGCUUUGCUCUGUCUCUUCCUGGCAUCGCUGUCCCGAAACGUGUCCGGCAGCGCCUUGUUCAGCACUUUCCACUCGGAGAACCGGGACUGGACUUUCAACCACCUGACUGUGCACCGAGGUACCGGAGCCGUUUACGUGGGAGCUAUCAACAGGGUUUACAAGCUGUCGGGUAACCUGACCAUUUUGGUGGCUCACAAAACCGGCCCCGAGGAGGACAAUAAAUCCUGCUACCCGCCCCUCAUCGUGCAGCCAUGCAGCGAGAUCCUGACGCUCACCAACAAUGUCAACAAGCUGCUGAUCAUCGACUACUCCGAGAACCGGCUGCUGGCGUGCGGCAGCCUCUACCAGGGGGUCUGCAAGCUGCUGCGCCUGGACGACCUCUUCAUCCUGGUGGAGCCCUCGCACAAGAAGGAGCACUACCUCUCCAGCGUCAACAAGACGGGCACAAUGUACGGCGUGAUCGUGCGCUCGGAGGGCGAGGAUGGGAAGCUCUUCAUCGGCACGGCGGUGGAUGGGAAGCAGGAUUAUUUCCCCACCCUCUCCAGCCGUAAGCUUCCCCGGGACCCAGAGUCGUCAGCAAUGUUGGAUUAUGAGCUCCACAGUGACUUUGUCUCAUCCCUGAUUAAAAUCCCCUCAGAUACCUUGGCCCUCGUGUCGCACUUUGACAUCUUCUACAUCUAUGGCUUUGCCAGUGGCAAUUUUGUGUAUUUUUUGACUGUCCAGCCAGAGACCCCAGAGGGUGUCUCCAUCAACUCUGCCAGUGACCUCUUUUACACGUCUCGCAUCGUCCGUCUCUGCAAGGACGAUCCCAAAUUCCACUCCUACGUCUCCCUGCCCUUCGGCUGCGUCAAGGGGGACACGGAAUACCGCCUCCUGCAGGCAGCCUACCUUUCAAAGCCAGGAGAUGUGCUGGCCAGGUCCCUCAACAUCACGGCCCAGGAGGACGUCCUCUACGCCAUUUUCUCCAAGGGACAGAAGCAGUACCAUCAGCCACCGGACGACUCCGCGCUCUGCGUCUUCCCCAUUCGCACCAUCAACGCCCAGAUCAAGGACCGCCUGCAGUCCUGCUACCAGGGCGAGGGCAACCUGGAGCUCAACUGGCUGCUGGGGAAGGACGUCCAGUGCACCAAAGCGCCCGUUCCGAUCGACGACAAUUUCUGUGGGCUCGACAUCAACCAGCCCCUGGGUGGCUCGGUGCCAGUGGACGGGGUGACGCUCUUUACCUCUAGCCGGGACCGGAUGACUUCUGUUGCUUCAUACGUUUACAACGGCUACAGCGUGGUGUUUGUGGGGACUAAAAAUGGCAAGCUGAAGAAGAUCCGAGCAGACGGUCCUCCCCAUGGUGGAAUUCAGUACGAGAUGGUGACAGUGUUCAAGGACGGGAGCCCAGUGCUGCGAGACAUGGCCUUCUCCGUUGACCAGAAGUAUCUGUACAUCAUGUCGGAGCGCCAGGUGUCCCGGGUGCCCGUGGAGUCCUGCGAGCAGUACACGACCUGCGGGGAGUGCCUGAGCUCGGGAGACCCCCACUGCGGCUGGUGCACGCUCCACCACAUGUGCUCCCCGCGGGACAGCUGCGAGCGAGCCGCCGAGCCGUACCGCUUUGCCGACAGCAUCGGCCAGUGCAUGAGCAUCACCGUGCAGCCCAGCAGCAUCUCCGUGUCCCAGCACAGCCUCCCGCUCAGCCUGCUGGUGAGCGAUGCUCCGGACCUGGCCGCCGGGGUCACCUGCCUCUUCGGGAACCUGACGGAGGUGGAGGGGCAGGUUUCGGGCAGCCGCGUCGUCUGCGUGUCGCCAGCAGCAAAAGACGUUCCUGCCAUACCCGUGGAUCAAGACUGGUUCGGCGUGGUGCUGCAGCUGAAGUCACGGGAGACGGGCCGGACAUUCGUCAGCACGGAGUUCAAGUUCUACAACUGCAGCGCCCACCAGCUGUGCCUCUCUUGUGUGAACAGCGCUUUCCGCUGCCACUGGUGCAAGUACCGCAACCUGUGCACCCACGACCCCACCACCUGCUCCUUCCAGGAGGGCCGGAUCAACGUCUCUGAGGACUGCCCCCAGCUCUUCCCCACGGAGGAGAUCCUGAUCCCGGUGGGAGAGGUGAAACCCAUCACACUGAAAGCCAGAAACCUGCCCCAGCCCCAGUCCGGGCAGCGCGGCUACGAGUGCGUGCUGAGCAUCCAGGGCGUGAUCCACCGUGUGCCCGCCCUGCGCUUCAACAGCUCCAGCGUGCAGUGCCAGAACAGCUCGUACCUCUAUGACGGGAUGGACAUAAGCAACUUGGCCGUGGACUUUGCUGUGGUGUGGAACGGGAACUUUGUCAUCGACAACCCGGAGGACCUGAAAGUGCACCUGUACAAGUGCGCGGCGCAGCGCGAGAGCUGCGGGCUCUGCCUCAAAGCCGACCCCAAGUUUGAGUGCGGGUGGUGCAGCGGGGAGGCCAAGUGCACGCUGCGGCCCCACUGCGGCCCCCCGGCCGCCCAGCCCUGGCUCGACUGGUCCAGCAGGAACGUCAAGUGCUCCAACCCGCGCAUCACUGAGAUCCUGACGGUGUCGGGCCCCCCGGAAGGAGGCACCAGGGUGACCAUUCGUGGCGUGAACCUGGGCCUGGACUUCUCGGAGAUCGCCCAUGGCGUGCAGGUGGCGGGGGUGCCGUGCACGCCGCUGCCGGAGCAGUACGUCGUCGCCGAACAGAUCGUCUGUGAAAUGGGGCAGGCGCUUCCAGGGAUCAGCUCCGGCCCAGUGCUCCUGUGCAUCGGAGAGUGCAAGCCCGAGUUCACAGCCAGGUCCGCGCAGCAGUACUCCUUCGUGACGCCGGCCGUGAGCUUCCUGACGCCCAGCCGCGGCCCCGAGUCGGGCGGGACACUGGUCACCAUCGCCGGGCACCACCUGGGCGCUGGCAGCCGCGUCUCCGUGCUGCUGGGGAACCAGAGCUGCGCCUUCCAGGGGCGGUCCACGAACGAGAUCGUGUGCAUGUCGGCCCCGUCAGCCCAUGGCCUGGGGCCCGUCCACGUCUCCGUGAGCGUCGACCGGGCCCAGCUGGAGCAGACCUUGCUGUUUGAGUACAUCGAUGACCCGAAGGUGCAGCACAUCGAACCCGAGUGGAGCAUCGCCAGCGGGCACACGCCUCUGACCGUCACAGGCUCCAACCUAGACGUCAUCCAGGAGCCACGGAUCCGAGUCAAGCACAACGGCAAGGAGUCCAUCAACGUCUGCAAGGCUGUGAAUGCCACGGCGCUGGCGUGCCUCGCGCCCGCCCUGGCCCCCGAGCACCGACCCGGCCUGGACGCCGUCGAGCGGCCUGAUGAGUUCGGCUUCAUCUUUAACAACGUGCAGUCCCUGCUGGUCUACAACGACACCAAGUUCAUCUACUACCCCAACCCUACGUUUGAGCUCCUGAGCCCCACUGGGGUGCUGGAGCAGAAGCCGGGGUCGCCCAUCAUCCUGAAGGGCAAAAACCUGUGCCCGCCUGCUCCCGGGGGAGCAAAGCUCAACUACACCGUGCUGAUCGGAGAGACGCCCUGCGCCGUCACUGUCUCUGAGACCCAGCUGCUGUGCGAGCCUCCGAACCUCACUGGACAGCACAAAGUGACGGUGCGCGUUGGUGGCAUCGUCUUCUCCCCUGGCUCAGUGAGCAUCAGCUCCGACAGCCUCCUCACCUUGCCGGCCAUCGUCAGCAUCGCGGCCGGCGGCAGCCUGCUUCUCAUCAUCGUCAUCAUCGUGCUCAUCGCCUACAAGCGCAAGUCCCGGGAGAACGACCUGACCCUCAAGAGGCUGCAGAUGCAGAUGGACAAUCUGGAGUCCCGGGUGGCCCUGGAGUGCAAGGAGGCCUUUGCAGAGCUGCAGACAGACAUCAACGAGUUAACCAGCGACCUGGAUCGCUCCGGCAUCCCCUACCUCGACUAUCGGACGUAUGCCAUGCGGGUCCUUUUUCCUGGCAUCGAGGACCAUCCCGUCCUGCGGGAGCUGGAGGUCCAAGGGAAUGGGCAGCAGAGUGUGGAGAAGGCGCUGAAGCUCUUUGCCCAGCUGAUCAACAACAAAGUCUUCCUGCUCACCUUCAUCCGGACGCUGGAGCUGCAGCGCAGCUUCUCCAUGCGCGACCGCGGCAACGUGGCCUCGCUCAUCAUGACGGGGCUGCAGGGCAGGCUGGAGUACGCCACCGACGUGCUGAAGCAGCUGCUCUCCGACCUCAUCGAGAAGAACCUGGAGAACAAGAACCACCCCAAGCUGCUGCUGCGCAGGACAGAGUCGGUGGCCGAGAAGAUGCUGACGAAUUGGUUCGCCUUCCUCCUCCACAAGUUCCUCAAGGAGUGUGCCGGGGAGCCGCUCUUCAUGCUCUACUGUGCCAUCAAGCAGCAGAUGGAGAAGGGCCCGAUCGACGCCAUCACGGGGGAGGCCCGCUACUCCCUCAGUGAGGACAAACUGAUCCGGCAGCAAAUCGAGUACAAGACUCUGAUCCUGAACUGCGUGAACCCAGACAACGAGAACAGCCCAGAGAUCCCUGUGAAGGUGCUGAACUGUGAUACCAUCACUCAGGUCAAAGAGAAGAUCCUCGAUGCCGUGUACAAGAAUGUCCCCUACUCCCAGAGACCGAGAGCUGUUGACAUGGACUUGGAGUGGCGGCAGGGCCGGAUAGCGCGGGUGGUCCUGCAGGAUGAAGACAUCACCACCAAGAUAGAAGGAGACUGGAAGCGCCUGAACACCCUGAUGCAUUAUCAGGUAUCGGACCGCUCAGUCGUGGCUCUUGUUCCCAAGCAGACCUCCUCAUACAACAUUCCUGCCUCUGCCAGUAUAUCCCGCACGUCCAUUAGCAGAUACGACUCCACCUUCAGGUACACCGGCAGCCCCGACAGCCUGCGCUCCCGGGCCCCCAUGAUCACCCCGGACCUGGAGAGCGGCGUCAAAGUCUGGCAUUUGGUCAAAAACCACGACCAUGGAGACCAGAAGGAAGGGGACCGGGGCAGCAAGAUGGUGUCUGAGAUCUACCUGACCAGGCUACUAGCUACUAAGGGUACGCUGCAGAAAUUUGUGGACGACUUGUUUGAGACGCUGUUCAGCACCGUGCACCGCGGCAGCGCGCUCCCGCUGGCCAUCAAGUACAUGUUCGAUUUCCUGGAUGAGCAAGCAGAUAAGCACGGCAUCCACGACACAGAUGUGCGGCACACGUGGAAGAGCAACUGCCUCCCUCUGCGGUUCUGGGUGAACGUCAUCAAAAACCCCCAGUUCGUGUUUGACAUCCACAAGGGCAGCAUCACAGACGCCUGCCUCUCCGUCGUGGCUCAGACCUUCAUGGACUCCUGCUCCACCUCCGAGCACCGCCUGGGCAAGGACUCCCCCUCCAACAAGCUGCUGUACGCCAAGGACAUCCCCAGCUACAAGAGCUGGGUGGAGAGGUAUUACGCAGACAUCGCCAAGCUGCCGGCCAUCAGCGACCAGGACAUGAACGCCUACCUCGCCGAGCAGUCGCGCCUGCACUCCGCCGAGUUCAACAUGCUGAGCGCGCUCAACGAGAUCUACUCCUACGUCAGCAAGUACAGCGAGGAGCUCAUUGGAGCUUUGGAACAAGAUGAACAGGCACGUAGGCAGCGUCUGUCAUACAAAGUAGAGCAACUUAUCGGUGCCAUGUCUAUUGAGAGCUGAAGAAAGGCUGCGAUGCUCACAGACAGCAAGGGGCAAGAGUACUGCACGGACGCUCGGGGCUCGAGAGGGAGAACAAGCAAGAAAGGCACACGUAAAUGCCAAGGCUCAUCCAGAGAGAGCAGAGACUGGCCCAAGGACUGACUGCAUUCAAAAUCAUGUAGGAUCUGGUUCAAAAAGGCAGAAAGAUAAAAAAAAAAAAAGACAAAGCAUCUCAAUCAAAGUCAAAUGAAGAUGGAUUAUUUUUUCCAUUAUUCAUGGAAAGAAGGAACCUGGAAAGUCUGGACGUCUCCCUGACUGCUGCUUUGCAUGAGAAUCAUUUGAUGUAUAUUAGGAAAUAAAACUUUAUUUAAAGUUUUUUCUUUUUUAGAAAAUAAAAAAAAGAAAGAAAAAGAAGAAAAAAAGGAAAAAGGAACAGGGCAAAAACGACAGAGGCCACAGAGAUUAUCCUGGCAGCAAGGUUCAGUCCUGAAUCCUGUCCUCGCCCGACCCCCAAGGAUGAGGCUCAGGCGUUCUGCAGAUGGACUCUUACACCAAUCAGAAAGUCUGGAAAACUGAAAUCUUCUUUUGGGAUCUUAUAAAAAAAAUAUGAGCACAAGUUUGCACCACACCUUUCUACACAAGUGAAAUAACAAUUUAGCCAGAAAUGGUUCAGUGGCUGAGUAACCUAUAGGCACUAGAAGGAACUUUACAUGAAUUGCAAAUCUACCCAAUCAUCCAACCUGUCUUGAAAUCCAGCUUUAUCUAUGUAUUUAUAUAGUGUCAAUAUAUAUAUAUAUAUUUUUUAAAUCCCAUUUGCUGUUGAAUGAGGAGGGACGUGAUAUAAGUGCUUUCCCCUUUCCCAUCCCCGGCGUGGCGGUGCUCCGGCAGCGAGGAUGGAUCGGGGCUGCCCGUGCUGCCUGGUGGCAGCCGCCCCGACUUCUUGCAGUAAAACAACCACGAACCUGAUGUUUACAGUGAGCGAUACUUGAAGAGGCUAGAGGUAGCGAGGUGGCGUAUUUAUUGUUCUCCUGUUUGACUCACAGAGCAGCGCAGGCUCCGGCCGAGUUCCUCGGUCUCAGUGCACGCGAUGUCACCCGCGGGCCAGGACUUUCAUUUCCAUGAGGGAGGGGAAAGAAAUCUUUGCUCUAGGCAAGGGAAAACCAUAACCAGCACUGCAAGUGCCAGCUAGCACUGCUGUCUGUGUGUCUGUCUGAGCGUCUCGUUGUUAUCUUCAGUUCCUAGCUGGCCUGCUGGCACGUGUUCUUGUGGCCAGUGACAGGCAGAUGUCUCUGAGUGUUAUUUCUUUCAAAGACACCAAAGCUUAUGUGUCCCUUUGUAGAGUGCCAGGAGGGGAAGGAACGCUGUAAAUAUUUCUCUCUGUAAUAAAUAUUGAUGUUUGCGAAGGCUGCAGCAGGGAGGACAGGGCCAUUAGACACGAUGCAGAUGGAGGCAUUGACCAUGGGACCUGGGCAGAGGCAGCAAAGCUGCUCCUGGGCUCCGCUCAGCACCAGGACCGGUUGUCCUUGUUGCCAGAUGAUGGGAUAUCUGGGCUGUGAGGGGUUGGGAACUCGGUGCCAGGGGAGCAGGACCUCUUGGCCACCGGGUGGGAUGGCCAAGGCGCCCGCUGGCCAGUCCCAGCCCAGACCUCAGUCUGCAGCCCGCGUGCAGUAAAGGAAAACCAAUUUUUUAGGCGCCCCUCCUUCCCCACGGCUGCUCAAGGAGCCAGGAGAGCACCAGGAGUGUGGUCCCAAGGGGAGCUAGCACAGUGAAGAGCAUCGAGAUGUCUCAGGAAACUUGCUGUUGCAAUUACCUUUCGCUGAAAGCCAUGUCAAGCCCACUUUUUUUUUUCUGGUAAUCCACUUCUGUGAGUUUCUCUGGGCCCUAUUACCAGUGUGGGAGAAGUACUAACGAUCAGCCUCGUGCAAUAAGCUCCUGACAUUUACAACAGCCUGAGCUGUGUGACUGGAGGGCUCUGGUUUACUGAGACAGGGAGAGAGCUGGCACAGACCGUAGGAGACAGAGCAGGCUGCAGACUGCCUGUCACAGGGAGAAUUCCCUUCCCAGGGAUCCCUCUGCUGCACAGGAAACCUAGCUCCAGAGGCAGAAAAGGAGGAAAUGCCCAAGGUUGUCCCAUUAACGCCUGGCAGCCCAAGCCCAGCUGCACACACCAUCAUUGUGGAGCUGCUGCUAUUAUGAAAUCCUCCUUAUGAAAGGAGGUCUGAGUUUUUCACAGGUUUCUCUUAUUGUUAUUGACAGAGAUCCAGCAUGAGGUUUCCGUGGGUGAUUUUAUAGAUAUAUACAGUAGAUAUUCUAGUUGUGGUCCUUGUUUUGAGAAUUCAUAUUCAGAUUGUUCACCAAAUUCUUACGGUACUCCGAAACCCAAAGAGAGCACUCAAAACGGUUUCCAAACACUUCUGCUAAUCUGAGUAGUUAUUUGCACAGGAUUCACAAAAUAUGAAUACUGCCCAAAGCAAAGACCUGCUUUUCCAUCGCCUGGACGCCGGUAUGCGUGCUGGCCGGACAGCCUGAGCCAGGCCCUCGGGUUUUUUUUGUGUUCUUCUCUUCUACUUGCAGGGUUUUCGCCUGCCAGCCAGGCUGCCCAUGAGCAGCGCGACCACUGCGUGCAGGGCCCUGCUCAAGGUGCAGGGCGGGCACACCUGGGGUUGUGCUGGAAGGUGAAGGUGAGGGGAAAAGUAAAAGUAACUGCAGAGCCCGGAGGGGCUGAUGUGUGAGCAAGGAUCAAAAGAAUCAACCGCGCCCAAGCUGGCUAAAAAGAGGUCUGUAUUCCAUGAAUACACAUGAGCGCCAAGGAGGGAGGUGGACAAUUAAGUUUAUUUUCUGUGUUGUUGAAGGAAGUUAAACAGAGGAGGAAAGGGAAACCAACAGGAGCACUUUGCAAAAGAGUAGGCUAUUGAGUUUUGACUGGCUUCCAAGGGAAGCAGCAGAAACAUCUCUUCUUCCAUCGCCUAAAAAGGCUCAGAAGGAUGGCGUAGGGAACGGCACGGUGCUGACUUGAAGGGGUGGCCUAUAAAUAAUCUACCAAGCAUCUACUUGUGGUGGUUGACAUGAAUUAUGGAUCUUUACAGGCAAUUACAUGGAAUGAAGCAACAUAUCCCCUUGGGGCAAAGCGCUUGUGAUCUAUUGCCCUGCUUGCAUCCGACUUUCCAGUUACUCCUUUGGGAGGAGGAAGCUCAGAACGGCAUUUUUGCCACGCUUGCAGCAAACUGGACUCGAGCUUUGGUCAGGAGGGGGCAAUGACUGUCUUAGAUGAAAUGAUUUCACCUCCCUCUCACUGCCCCCUUCCUCCUGCAAGGCUGAUUGGUGUUGCGAUUCUCCAGCUCACUUCGUUUCAGGUAUUUUGACAUCAAAGUGGGAGACGUCACUUUCUGGAAUCUCUCUGUCUGGUGUCACUGCUUAAAUAAUUCCAUUUAAUCUUCUGCUCAUAAGCUAUCAAAGCACCCACUCCAAGGGGGAGCAAGGUGCUAAUCAAACGCUUCUCCACGUUGAAAGCCUUUAUUAAAAACCCACAUACAAGAGUCUAACUUCUAGGCAAUCUUGUCUCUGCAUGAGCCCCGCUGUGGAGCACCAUGACACUGCAGCCACCGAAGUACAGAGGACGCGGACACCAAGUGCUUUGCCAUAAAGAUGAAUUUAUGUUUAAAGGAGAGAGAAGCACGGAGAGGAGCCAGCUCUGCCAGCUCCAGCUUGGACUGGCCCAUAGUCUCACGAAGACCUGCAGGAGCCAGCACCGAGGAGUGGGAUUGACACAGAGUGUGGCCGUGCCCUCCUGUGCUCGUGGUGCUGGGACACCCGGGGAUGGCGAGUGCGACAGCUCGACAUGGUGGCCACAGAGACCUUCAUCACAGCAGUGCCUUCAACACACUGUCUUAAAAUCCUAACGGCCCACCCCCACAUAGGCUAACUACCCUACCUUUAAACAGACUUCACCAAAAAUGUCAUGAUAUACCUAUGCUUCAGUUGGAGGACAAAAGCAAGAGGACCUAAUGCUCUCGGGUUGUGUUCCUGCACGAUGCUGGCUCUGAGCACCUCAGUGCAAGUCCCUUGUGCCUGUGCCCGAAGGCUCGCAGCGCAUCCUUCCUCCCGUGGCCAGACAGAUGGACGGACGAGGUCUGGCUUCCAGUAGUGGCGGGCAGGCAGCGAGGACGAGGAGCGCCUCGGGCAGCGUGGGAUGCUCCUGGGCCUCUCCUGGCAGCAGCCUGGCCACGUCCCCACCUGCUGCUGGCUCCUCUCCACCCCAUUCCCAGCGCUGUCAGAGCUCACCUGCCACGAGGACUCAGCUCACCAGCCUGAACGAGAUGCAAAGAGCCUGACAUGAGUAAGCUGAGACGACAGGGCAAAGUCGGGAGUGACUGUACCCUGGAGAGAAGGAAAAAACGUUCAGAGAAGGCUAAAUAACUGACAUCAAAGGCACAUUACAAUGCCACAAAGCUUCAGCCAUCCUGUUUCAGAAUUGCAUUUGUACCAUAAACCGCAAGCCAAUAACGCAGGGAACUGCGACCUUGUAUAUAGUUGCGUGCUAGGUAGAGCUAGGUGAGCCGUCCGGUCUGUGUCGUGAAUGUGUCUUCGGUGAAACCCCCCCGUCGCCCCCAGCUCCACCCAGCCUUUGCCCAAGGCCACCAGGACCAGCAGGCUGGAGGCCGGAGAUGAAGGGCUGCUGACAGCUUCCAGGCCACCCAGCACCCACAUGGACAGGAUGCUUUCUUUAUUUAAUUAGACAUUGAGUGGGGAAAUAAUCGGAGGAAAAGAUACGGGUGUGCACUGCAAAAAAAGAUGCUGUUCAGGAUCUGCUGGGCUGAGCGACCCUGAAUGUGUGGUUUAAACAUAAGUCGGUCAGAUUGGUUUUAUGGGGGAAGAGGAGGGAAGUCCUUGACCCGAUGUUCUCCUCCUGGAAGUCUCUGCUCGAAGGACAUGGAUGUGCCUGGUGCUCAUGUUCUAGGUGAGAAGGGCAAUGCUCCAGCUGCAGAGCCACAUCGGGAUGGGGAUGUGGGGUCAGCAGCCAUUGGGGCAGCCUGGUGGCACGGGGUGGCACAGGGUGGCAGGGACCGGCGGCUGCGGGUGCCGUGGUUGCUCCAGGAGCAGCCCAGGCGGCUCGGCUCAAACGCAGCAGAAGGGUUGUGGCCGUGUUCUGUGUGCUCGUUCUUUCCUGUCCCCAUGUGCCCCCAUGUUAUCCCCUUCUUCCUUUGUGAAAGUGGAAUAUGAGUGACAACAUGUACAUCCCUGCAGCAAGAACGUGCUCAGAAGAUCUGCAGGGACCAUCAGUCUCAUGGACAGUACCCCAAACUCUCUGGGCCUCCUGAGGCUGCCAACUCAAACACAAAAUCUUUAUGGCCUUUCCUUUGAGAUUUUUAAUGCCUCCAUUUUGAAUAAGCUUGGAAGUUUGUGCAGCAGCUUCCGCGUCAGACAUCUGCAUCUCGCGACAGGACAGCAGAGAGGCGCCUGGAAGAGGAGCCGGCAGAACAAACCCAAGUGCUCGGCUGGCUUUGUUCUGUCACUUCCUCGCUGCAGGAGGUGCUGCAGCAAAACAUCCCUCUCGUGUCGAUGAGUUUGUGCUGACGGCACCUCGGGGCUUGUAUGAGAAGCAGUGGGAAGCAGGAGGGAAAACACAGGUACUAAAACUUCUGGGAUAUCCCCCAAAAUGAGGCCCCGUGGUGUCGCAGAAUGUAGAGGUAUCGGUCGUGCAACAGAUUCUUAUUUUUUCUGCCCCACUCCUUAAAAUUAAUGCCAGUUCUAGGGGGUUGUGUAUUGGCAGGAAUAAAAAAUGGAUUCGUAUCCGUACCCAUUCCACCGUAUUGUUCUCUGGCUCCUCCCCUCCCCAUUAUACUUGACACACUGGAGUUCUGUAUUAUUUUUUUUUUUUAAGAUGAUUGUCUGUUUUUUUUUUUGUUGUUGUUUUUACAAGUGUUGUGGAAAAAAAUGUAAGAAAGUUUAAGUAUUUAAAAAUGUUCCAAGGAAAAAGGGGGUUUUGUUAUUAUUCUAAUAUAUUAUUGUGUACCUAUUGUAAAUAUGAAACACUCCUAUUUUGCAAGCCAAGGACUCACUUUGUACUGUUGUUAUAUAUAAAUAAAGUUUACUGGUUA